Phytophthora sojae is the source of this 1503-nucleotide messenger RNA. RefSeq lists its product as hypothetical. Lineage: Eukaryota; Oomycota; Peronosporomycetes; Peronosporales; Peronosporaceae. Bases 1 to 1503 code for a protein of 500 amino acids. The transcript is spliced from 7 exons. The record is from RefSeq and is a predicted model, not a curated record.
AUGACACUCGCGAACUCCCCAGAGCUGCAGGAGCGUCUGCUGCCGCCGCCGAAGAAGAGCUUCAAGACGCGCAGAAUGCCGCUCGUGCCCUACGCCAUCGGCAUUCGGGCCGCGCCCAUCGUGGCCACGACCGUCGUCAUCGCCACGCUCGUCACGUGCGUGUCCGUCGCCAAGGCCAAGGACAUCUACCUAGGCGGCCUGGCGUAUCCCUACUUCUCCGACACGGGCAGAGACUCUCCCGGGUACACGAUCUUCUGUGUGGGGCUGACGACUGUGGCCAUUGCUCUUGUGCUCACGUGGCUUACCAACUACGAGUUCCAGCGGGAGUUGAUGGAGAGGGAGGCCCGGGACAACACGGAGAACCACUACCCGGCGUCGAUCCGCAAGUACUGCGAGGUGGUUCGCGUGCUGGGCGUCCUCUCCACGGUUGGGCUGCCGAUACUGGCGUUCUUUAGCACGACGAGCUAUCCAAGCGUUCACGCGUAUGCUGCCUACUGGUUCUUUGUGCUGGAGGCGAUUGCUCUGGUCGUCAAUACAAUUGCCAGCUUUAAGCUGGCGCGCCUCACAAGUGCCGGCAACCCGUACUUCACAUCCGGCGACUCGGAGGUGCAGCCGUCCUCUUCGAACGUGUUCAACCCGUGGAAUGACUCAAAGUCGUCUACGAAGCGCACGUUCUACAUUCAGGUGGUCUCCACCACGUUGUUCUGGAUCGCCUUCCUGCUUUAUAUUCCUAUCGGACUGGCACUCAUCGACGAGUUCCAGCGUCUCACCAUCGCAGACUGCCUGGAACUUGACCUUGGAGAGAAGUACUGCACGGACACAAUGAAGCUCAACGACACAGACACUGUGCUAUGGAACUAUGAAGCCCCGGGAUAUUCCAUCUUCUGCGCAGGGAUGACGAUCGUAGCGGCUGCUCUCGUAGUGACGUGGUGCGCCAACUAUCAGUACCAGAGGGAGCUGAUGAAAACGUGUUCAGGAAAUACCGAGAAGCUUCACGCGGCAAAGACGCAGAAAUACUGCAAAAUCGUCCGCGUGUUGGGGGUUAUCUCGACGUUUGGUCUGCCCUUGCUGGCGUUCUUUAGGACGACGAGCUACCCGAAGGUCCACGCAUAUGCCGUCUACUGGUUUUUCUCCCUCGAGGCAAUCGCGCUGGUACUCAAUACCUUCGUCAGCUUCAGGCUAGUGCGUCUCAUCGGUGCUGACGAAUCGUACUAUACGUCGGAUGAAUCUGAGGCUCCAUCGGCUGUGAAGGCUCCGUGCAAGAGCAUCAAGCGCACAUUUUACAUCCAGUUGGCUGUGACGAUGUUGUUCUGGAUCGCCGUUUUGCCCUUGCCAAUUGGCCUGAUACUCUUUGGAGGGGCUAAUGGAUUCCACCCGCUGACCGUUCAAGACACCUUUGCGAGCUUCGAACUUUCUCGUGCCAACAAGAUCUUGACGCUGUUUCUGGUUGCAUUCCUGCUCUAUAUCCCCAUCGGAUUCGCGCUCGUGUCCGAUUUCCGAUGA